UUAGUUCCUGGUUCAUUAAUUAGGUUAAAUCGUUCUGUAUAUAAUAACUAUAAAAAAAAGGAGCCUAAAUUGGUACUUUAUGAACCAUAUAAAGCUGCAGUGAAACCAAUAAAAAGAAAAAAUCUUGACUGUAACGAGCUCGUUUCACAAAUACUGUUAAUGAGUAAUAAUGAAAUAAAUUUACAAAAAGGCAUUCCUAUGACUUGUGUUAAACCAAUAGCUAAAACGAAAGAUAAACCAUUGGAAACAUUAAAAUCUGAUAAUGACAAACAAAAUUUACUAUCUGAAAUAGAUUACCUACGAGAUGAAAAUUUAACAUUAAAAAGCCAAUUGGCUUUUCAAGCACAAGUCAAUGCAGAGCUAAAAACCAUGUUAGUAGCAGCUGUUGGUGAAGAUGUUGAGACGAGAGUUCAUUUAUUAACAGAAGACAAAUUACAUUUAGCCGAAGCGUUAUUGAAAAGUGUUGAGAACUUAUCCACUCAUCAGGAACAAAUUGAAUGGCUUGCAGGACAGUGUGAAGUGUGGCGAAGUAAAUUUCUAGCAUGCAGUCUGAUGGUUCAAGAACUUGCCAAUUCUAAACAGACUCUCACACAAAGAGUGAACGAACUAACGGAAUCAUUGAAGUGUUUGUUAUUGGAAACGCAUUAUGUUAGGGAUAAACAAUGCGUCACCUUACAAACCUUGAAUAAGAUUAUAAAUGCAGAAACAAUUUCGCCAGUUUUGAAUUUUUUAGAUUCUAAUGGCAAGUGCCAAGAUUUUUCACAAAUUGCAUUUGAAAAAUGUAAAGGAAUUAUUGAACUGCAUGAAUCAUCGAAUUAUACACCAAUAUUUUGUAAUACACCAGCGGAGGCUUAUGCUGAAAAGCUACUAACCAAUACACUGCAAGUUAAAGGAAGUGAAGCUAUUUGUAAUGCUGUUGUAUCGACAGCAAACUUGAUAUCAAAAUGAUAAGACUAACUAUAAACACAUAAUAAAUAACACAUAGAAAUUUUGUAAAUAUUAUUGAAGAAAUGUGAACUGAAUAAAUGUUACAAAUGAUAUAUGACAAUACCU
Messenger RNA from Ctenocephalides felis (cat flea), 1053 nucleotides. RefSeq names its product golgin-45-like. Gene Ontology annotation, cellular component: Golgi membrane. Gene Ontology annotation, biological process: Golgi organization; Golgi to plasma membrane protein transport. The transcript is spliced from 6 exons. The record is from RefSeq and is a predicted model, not a curated record. Lineage: Eukaryota; Metazoa; Arthropoda; Insecta; Siphonaptera; Pulicidae. The annotation marks the transcript as partial.